Molecule: messenger RNA, 2279 nt
Organism: Corylus avellana
Lineage: Eukaryota; Viridiplantae; Streptophyta; Magnoliopsida; Fagales; Betulaceae
Source: RefSeq, a predicted model, not a curated record
AUAAAGCCAAACAGCAAAGUAGAAGAAAUUACAAACAAAAGGGAUGGAGCCAAAACUCCUGCAUCUGCAAGGUUGAGUAUCAAAAGACUCACCGUUUCUUGGUACCGCUCUAGAGGCUCUGAAGCUCGAUCUGUAACGGUUAGCAUUCGAAUAAUCUAUUUUUUACGAAAACCAGAAAAAGAAAAAAUGAAAGAAGGUGCAACCAACAUGCGUCGAAGACAAGUUAUGGAUCAUCAACAAAGAUUCUCUUCUUUUCUAUCAUUUCCUAGAACUGCGUAUUCCCCCGACAACUCUAGUCUUCGUCAUACGACAUCGUAUUCUGAUCAUAAUGAAAUCCAUCAAGGUUCCGUAUCAUCAGUUCCUACACCGUUCGAUCAGGGAGCGGUUGCCGGAGGUACCGACUUAUCUCAAGGAAGUAGCUUAAAUGCUAGGACAUCACAACGAGAAUUCGUGCGGUUAUCUGUAGAGGAGCCAGGCCCAGGUAAAGCCAAUGGGGUUGCAGGGCGUGCCGGGUUUUCUCCCCUCCUUCAAGCUGCUCUUAAAGGUGAUUGGCAGGCUGCUAAGGCUUUAAUUGCGGAAGACCCAAAUUGCGUUCGAGCUCGCAUAACGGAAGAGGGAACGACAGCCCUUCACACAGCUGCGAUUGCAAAACACACCGAUUUUGUAGAACAACUGCUGAAAUCGAUGCGUCCGGAUGACUUAAAAUUGAAAAGCAUAGAAGGAGCUACGGCCCUUCACUCUGCCGCUCAGACAGGGAUCGUGAGAAUUGCCGAGGAGAUGGUGAAAAUGAACGAUGAACUGCCGUCAAUCGCAGACAACCAAGAGACAACACCACUUCAUGUUGCAGCUUUUCUAGGACGCCAUAGAAACAUGGUCGAUUAUUUAUUCUCUGUGACUUCUUUAGCACGGUUGACUACUCCCCAACUCAUUGAGCUCCUUCUUGCUACUAUUUCCGCUGGUUUUUUUGAUAAAGCAUUGGCAAUUCAUGCCCAAUUACAAACUGUCGAUCCUGAAUGUGUGAGGAAAGCAUUGCAAGAGUUGGCCAGGAAACCUAUUGCAAUUGGUAGCAAAAGACAGCCAUCAUUAUGGGAAAGAUGCUUAAAGUACUCCGUGUUCAAAAGGCGCUAUAGAAUAGCAUUGAUGAAGACAUUAGCCCGUCAGUUGGUUGAAGUCCUUUGGAAAGAGGUUAAUGGAGCAUUGGUGGUUCAAGAUCAAAUGGAUUUAAUAUUUGAAGCUACAAAAUCAGGAAAUGUUGAGUUUUUAAUCAUAAUCUUACGCUCUUAUCCUGAACUCAUAUGGAAAAUAGACAAGAAUUACGGGAGUUUAUUCCACGUUGCUGUUUUAUAUCGGCAAGAAGGCGUAUUUAAUCUAAUAUAUGAGAUAGGUGCAAUCAAAGAUAACAUUGCAACCUAUAUUGACAAAGAUAAUAACAACAUGCUACACUUAGCUGGAAAAUUGGCUCCUUCAGACGAACUAAGCAUCAUAUCAAGCCCAUCCAUUCAAAUGCAAUGGGAGUUGUUGUGGUUUAUGGAGGUAAAAAAGAUUGUGCCACCUUCAUAUGUGAACAAGAAGAAUUCAAGAGGCCAAACACCAAGGGAAGUAUUUAGAAUGACACAUAAAGAUUUACAAGAAAAUGGUGAAAAGUGGAUCAAGAAAACAGUAAGCUAUUGCAUGCUUGUAGCAACAUUGAUUGCCACUGUGGCUUUCGCUGCAGCUUUUACUGUACCAGGUGGCAACGAUCAAGAUACAGGAAGCCCAAUUUUAUUGAUACGUAAUUGGUUUAUGAUAUUCUUCAUAUCAGAUGUGACGGCAUUGUUCUUCUCUUCCACUUCGAUAUUAAUUUUCUUGUCAAUCCUCACAUCACCUUACACAGAAGAGGAUUUUCUGAAGUCAAUACCACUAAGGUUGUUGCUUGGACUUGCUACACUCUUCACCUCUAUAGGAGGCAUGGUCUUAUCUUUCAGUGCAACCUGCAUUUUGAUCAAUCACAACAAAAUGAUAUGGGUUCCGAAAGUUAUAAUCGUUUUGGCGGCGGUUCCAAUUCAUAUAUUUAUUAUGCAUGUUCAACUCUGGGUUUCUAUAUUGUACUCAUCAUUCUACUUGUCUGUGUUUCUUUUUCGGCCGUGUAAACGUCGGCUUUUCUAGUGGAAGAUGCCUAUCUGGCAACUGAUCAGAAGAAAAUCAAGAUUGAUAUUCAGCUACAUCUUUCCCUCAAGACUUUUUACUAUCGUUUCUCUGAUAUUUGUAUAUAAAUACAUUUACUUUGCAUUGUAUUUUCU